This is a messenger RNA of Rotaria socialis, 945 nucleotides long. NCBI's taxonomy places the organism in Eukaryota, Metazoa, Rotifera, Eurotatoria, Philodinida, Philodinidae. The record is from the annotation of a GenBank genome assembly.
AUGUACAAGAAGAAAUUUUAUUCUAGACGUGUUGUUGAUAGACGUCAUAAACGUCUACACAAAUCAAAGAACCAUAAAAAUUAUAUACAGAGUUCCAGUAGCAAUGAUGAUACUGAUUGCCCUAUUGAUGAUUUCAAAGAAUUUAAACAUUUAAUCGAUACGAGCAUUCCUUCGAUGAUAUAUAAAGAUUUCAACACCAACCAAGCUUAUGAUGAUGAUGUACAUGAUAAUACAAAUGAAUUGAAUGAUUUCGUUGAUAAUUCUACUGAUUAUUCAUCACCAUUAUAUCGUGGUUGUAAAUAUUCAACAAAAAAAUCAACUAAAAUGCUAUUAGAUUUUCUUAUAUCUCAAAUACAUUUAGACAAAAAAAAUAUUAUUGGUUUAAUAAAACUAAUAAAACUUUUACUACCAAUCCCAAAUAAAUUGCCAACGUCAUGGAAAAAGAUUAAAAAAUUAUUUGGAACAACAACUUUAUCAUUCACAACGUUUUUAUGUGCAAAUUGUCUUAAUGUAUGUAAGAUAACAAGUUUCAAUACAAAAAACUGCUCGAAUAAUAGCUGUCGAUUAUUUGAUAGAACGUUAAAAACCAGCGAAAUAGUGGAAAUUGUGCAUCUUGAUAUUCGUUCCCAAAUUAAAUUGAUAAUAAAUCGAAAUAUAAAUUUACUACAACAACAACAUAACGUUUCCCCAUCAUCUGAUGUUACGUCUGGUUCUUUUUACAGGAAGAUGGCAUCAAGUGAACAUUCUAAUACCGUGACAUUAAUUCUACAUUCUGAUGGAGCUCCCUUGGUACGCUCCACAAAGCAAUCUAUUUGGCCCUUUUUUGCUUCGAUAGUGGAGCUGCCACCUCCUGUUAGAGAUUAUCAAGCGAACAUUAUAUUAUUAUCUUUAUGGUCAUCAAAACGAAAACCAGAUGUUAAUGUGUUUUUAGAAAAAAGCAUGUAA